AUGGCGACGAAUCGUUCGUCGUCGUCUUCGGAUCAAGUCGUUCAUCGUUUAGUUGAUCUCUUUCGUUCCAAUGGCCAUCGAGUCUUGCACGGUGAUAGUAAAGUGUGUUUCACAUCGGAUUCCUUAACACUACUGAAUAAUUACUUUCAAGCUGCUCAACUUGAAUUUACAAUACCAGUAACAACGGAUCGUCCAAGAACGAAUUCAUUACCACCCUUACCGGUCUUAACAUCAAUUCAAAAUAUCAAAAUUACUCCUAAACUUCGCGAAGAUUUACUAUUCCUACAUGAUUUUCUACAGAAAAUUCAAACUGUAAAAUUAAUUCACCAUGCUGGUACGCUUCGAGGUAAUGUUCUUCUCUAUCCAUUUCAACAUGUCACAUGCUUGGAGUUGAAAAAAAUUUCAUCGCAUAUGGUGCAUGGAUUGUCUUUACUCCGUCCCCAACUGGAAACAUUGAUAUGCUCACAGUCGGUGACAAAUAUCGAAGAUUUGAUCGGUGACUGUGCUGGUGAUUCCGUCCGACGUGACACAUGGCCUCGACUGAAAUCAUUGUUUCUUGCUCAUAAUUUCAUUGAACGGAUAGAUCAAUCAUUAAAAUAUUUAGUUGCACUUGAGGUACUUGAUCUAAGUCAUAAUCGAUUACAGGAUUGUUCGAAUAUAUUAGACAUUAUACCACAUAUAAGACAUUUGAAUCUUUCAUCGAAUCAAUUACGCAUUGUACCGAUUUGGUCCGGUGAAAGAGGUCAAUGUCGGUUAGCAACACUUAAAAUGCGGCAAAAUUGCCUUGAAGAAAUAACUGGUAUUGAAAAUAUGAAAUCCAUCGAUGAAUUAGAUUUGAGUGAUAAUUUUAUUACAUUAAUCCCAGAGCAAAUCCGACAUAUGUCAAUGCUCAAACGACUCUAUUUUGCACGAAAUCCAUUUACAUAUGCUUCUAACUAUCGUCAAGAAAUUAUCAUGAAUUUACCAUUUGUAUUCGCACAAGAAGCUCGAGAACUUUUAAUUGAUAAUCAAGCACUCACACCUAGAGAAAAACAACGUAUUCCACUGAGACGUACUCGACCGCAACAAACAAUCCCGUCGUUUCCAUUAUAUUCACCACCUCCAUCAACACAGAAUACAACCACGAGUGAGUCGACGACAGAACCAGAAUCAAUCGUAACAAAUUCAUCAGGAACAGUUGUUACUCGACGGCGAUCUCGCCGAAAAUUUCGUGAUGGUAACUUACGACCAUUGGACGCUGAUGAAACGCCAACUGAACAAGCAACAUCCGGAUCUGACAAUGAAUCUAAUGCUCAUCGGCGUCGGUCAAACAAAACAAACGAAUCACGUAAUGAAAAUAAUAGUUCUAAUCUUGCUCAAACAGUAAUCAUGGAACAAGAUGAAAAUCUAUCGAAAUCAGCAACGCCCAUCGCAAGUAGUGUUCCACGAAAAUUGGCCAAUGACCUAUCCCAUUCACCAAAUCGAAGGAAAAGCCCGCGUGCUCGUAAAGCUGAUGCUCCAAACAAGCUCGUUUUCGAAGUUCUUGACGCCAAUAACACUUCAUCUGAUGAUACACCCGUACCCGAUUCACCUAAAUCAGAGAAAAACAUUCUUAUCGAUACAAAACAUCAAACACCGAUUCCGGUUCUUCAACCAACAAAUCACUUUCAUGAGGACGAAAAUACUGGCGAUAGUAUUCGAACAAUAUAUUUCGUCACUGAUCAAACAUCGAACACCAAUGGAAGUAAUCGUUUGCUAACGAUCGAAAUCGACCCGAUGUGUCUUAUUGAAAAAGAUAAUGACGAUGAAAAUUAUCUGGAGAAAAUGCCGUAUGGGAUGAUUAACUUGUUGACUAAUAAAGAUAGUCGAGCGAAAACAGUAGAAUUCACGUUCGAAAAACGAAGAAAUGAAAUGGAAAAUCGAAUUUAUCUAUUCGAUACAAAACAAGAUCAAAUAGCAUUUAUUGAAGAAAUCCAACGACACUUAGAGUCAUCAGUACCUGUGGAAUUAUCAGUCGUUUCGCCCGUAUUCCUACAAUGUUCGAGCUGUGGAAAAAAGUUUCCACCAUUAUCUAGCAUGCACAAUGCUGAGUAUACAUCGUCGCCCAUUUGUUUGAAUUGUCAGAAUGCGACGUUGCCAACUGUUCCGGUUGAAACCAUUUCAUCGGUGCAAUCACGGACAACUAUCGAUGUUUCCUCUGACGAUACUAAUCUUGAUCAUCGAUUACAUUUUCAUGUCGCAACUGAACAUUUUACACAUAAUGAUGAACAAAUCAAACUGCAUUUCAAAUGUUUUGUUGUUCGUUCAACAACAAGCAAAUAUUUCAUCGCACAAACUAUUCUUACCAACCAUGGUAUCUACAUAUUCCAAUAUGAACCAUCAAACGAUGAAGAAGAUUUGGAAUAUAUAUUAGUCGGGAAAGAUUUGUUGACUAAUGUACUUAUGCUUGAUGUUGGUUAUCGAAUGCAAACAUUCACGAUCGAGUUGCAAUCAGCAGCAUUUGCCUUUCUUCUUGCAAACCAAGAAAAAACGCAAAAAAUAGUUAAUCACAUCCUCGAAGUUCUUUCACCCAUUGUCCAAAGCGGUGAAGGUGCACUACAAAAAAUCAGUCGUAUUAGUUCCGAUGAAUACCGACAACGCUUGUUCGAUAUUAUCAAACUUGAAUGCCAUAUCGAAGAGCCGAAUGACGAUAUGAUAGAUUUUUAUUCGAUUAUGAUUCGAAUGGAUCAAGCUGGAAAUAGUCAAAUGAUUGCUCUGUUGCUUCUUCAAAAUUGGAUUCUAAUGAUCGAAGAUGCUUAUGCAACCAUUAACUCGCGUCACGUUCGUUUACCAGCUCAACCAACAUCCGAAUCGAAUACCAAUCCUCAAUUGAAAUGUGAUCUUAUGCAUUUGGUUAACGUUACAAAUUACACCAAUCAUCCACAAAUGUUUGUGUUCGACUUUGUUGAUGAAUCUGAAACGAAGGAAUUUCAAUGGACAUUGCAAAGUUUAACAACGGAAAGUAAAGACGAAUUUUUAACCAAAGUUCGACGCACCUAUCAAACAUUAAUGGAUGUUCCUCUGCCAGAAAAACUUACAACUGUCUAA
Messenger RNA from Adineta ricciae, 3066 nucleotides. The record is from the annotation of a GenBank genome assembly. Lineage: Eukaryota; Metazoa; Rotifera; Eurotatoria; Adinetida; Adinetidae.